This is a messenger RNA of Schistosoma turkestanicum, 4084 nucleotides long. NCBI's taxonomy places the organism in Eukaryota, Metazoa, Platyhelminthes, Trematoda, Strigeidida, Schistosomatidae. The record is from the annotation of a GenBank genome assembly.
UUUUUUCCUGCUUGUGACUAAGAUCUUAUUUAUGUGAUCGUUACUGAAUUUCAGUCAUUAUAAUAAGGUUACUAUAUUUGCAAGAAGCAAUACAUGAUGACCUUCAACUUCCAGAGGACAUUGGCAGAAAGUGGUACCUAUGUUACGUACUUCUGGGAAGAUUGUUUUUACUCGCUGCUAAUCUAACACCACAUAUCUACUUGCAACAUGUUGCUUAACGCCUGAUUAAAAGAGUCGUGAUAUUCAGAAGGUUGAGUAAAAUUUGUAUAGUCUUGGACCUUCAAAACAACAAGAAUAAACGAAUGAUCAUUCAUAAGUUAACUCUAUGUUGUAGACGGUUAUAUAGAUUUGUCAAGAGCGUCGUGAUGUGGCUCUUUCGUACUGAAAUUUGCUUGUUUUUAUCGGUUUCCGGCAUUCUUUCGGCGUUUUGUGUUCUUGAGUCCAUACUCCACCCUGAAGAUAAUUCUGAAACUUUGGAAGUGUUGGCAUUGUCAAAUGAUACCAGUUCAGAUUCAGAGCUUGACGAUAAUUCAUCUUCAUCGCCAAUUGAGAAUAUAUCAACUUUUUUAUCACUUGUUUUGGGGCUUUUUGCAGUUCUUUUGGCUCUCUGGAAAGUAGUCGUGGUUAUUUUUUUCGGUAGCUUGACACCUGCUGAGAGGGUGUCCCUUUCUAAAUCCCUUUUUCGUUUCGUUCUUUUCCAUUUUAUCAUACUUUCUGGAGCAAUUAAUCCUUCUCGAUUGACAAGUCUUUUGGGAUGGCUUUGUUGGUUCAGUAUUCUUGGUGUGUUGCACAUGUUAACAUCUGUGGCAUGUUCCAGAAGUAAUCAAAUGUCGGCUUCUGGUGCAGUAAAUAUGCGUCAGUGGUUGCGGAUAUACUUCAUGCUUCUAAUGAUUUCUAUUGCAAAUUGGUAUCUACUUAAAGCCGGUCUAGAAAACUGCUUUAAGUUAGCAGAUAUAGAUGUCUCAACUAGUGGCGACUUUCUAGAUGUUCAUUCUCGGAAUUCCUUCCUAACUGGGCUCAAAACACCAACCGUGUUGGGUGCACUAAAAGCUAAAAUAACAGGAAAAAAAGAGCUCUUAUAUGAUGCUGUGGAUGUUGUCGCCCUACUUAUAUCUGAGUUUGCGCUUUUAAUGUGUACAAUAUCCCAUCUUGUUUGUGGAUUAUUCAUACAGACGUAUGAUCGUUGGUGUCUACGCAAAGGUCAAAGCUGGCAAUAUUAUUCAACAGUUACAUACUAUUAUGAGCUCUUUUUCACGUGUUUAUACCGACUAACGGAAAUAACACAUUAUCUACAUCUUUUAUUAUGGAGUAGAGUGUUUUCUGUUGCUAGCCUUGUUGUUUUCUUGCAUGUACGUGUAUCUUACUCAAAUUUGGCGAACAGCAUAUCUCGCCACCUAGCGCAAAGACGUCUGGUGAAAUACAUCAAUGAAAACUAUCAGGCUUGCAAGACAGGACAACAUAUCGCUUCUAAAGAUGCUGGUACGAAAACGGAAGCAUAUGAUAAGACUUCACAGAUGUUCCUCUUCGAUUCUGAAAGUCAGUCUGCACUUAUUUGUGCAAUAUGUUGGGAUGUCAUGACAACUUGGCGUCGAUUGCCAUGCCGCCAUGAUUUUCACGAACACUGUCUUCGUGCUUGGCUUGAACAGAAUCCGAGCUGUCCUACUUGUCGGCGUGACCUUGGCAUACCUCCUAUGCUUCUUCACAACUACAACAGGACACAACGGUCAGAAAACGUAGCACUUGGUAUGCUUAUUCGGAAUUUGUUCAAUAACGUAGGAAACGAAGGGCCAACUACUCGUGAUAGAGUCAAUAAUGUACAGCCAGUGAUUACACCUCAUCAAGCAGUUCGACCUAACCAAAUCUCAGGUAUUUCCAGGAUGUUCGCUACAGCUGUAGGGUUAAAUCUUGGGUUAAGCAUUGGUGCUGCCCCAGUUGUUGCUGCUGCUGCUCAAGCAGCUGCACUAAAUGCACUACCUCGUGAAACAGAUGCCCCUCAAGAUUCUGCUGCUAGUACUUCGAUUGCACAAACCGAAGAAACACCAAUACAGAAUGAGAAUAAUUCAUCUGUGCGAGAAGUAACUCACACGGAUGGCCGAAACAAUCAGCGAACUGCUGCAGGAAAUGAAACCAGAAACCAAAUCAGACGUAGGUCUUUCCAUUUCGAUGGGUCACGAUAUUUCUCAUGGUUACCAUCUUUGCAUGUUGAACUGUCCGAAGUAUUUCGAGAGGUAUUUCAUGUUGGUGGAAUUCAAGGUUUUGGUGGCAUUCAACCUUACGCUUCAGUUAAUGAGUUGAAUAAUCAAACAAAUGUUCAACAAACAUCCGGUCUUAAUGAUACGAAUGUUCAUCAACCUGCCUUUAAUGAAAAUGAUCUGAAUGUAUUACCACGGUAUCUACAUGCCGCUGUUGAUCAGUUAUCCAUUAUGUUUCCACAGUUCCCACGUUCUGUGAUAAUUGCUGAGCUUUUAGCUACAGGUGUUCCAGACUUAGCAGCAGAAAACUUAAUGACCAGACCAUCGCCGGCUGCGCCUACUUCAAGCUCUAGUAACAUGAUUCCUACUACUAGUACUGUUGUAAAUCAAAAUCAGAAUUCAUUCAAUGCAAUGACCAAUACAAAUCGAGAAACUGAAGGAACCUAUCAAGUUACAUCCAAUUCUCCUUAUUUAUUAACGGAACCUUUGAAUAGGACAGAUGUUGACGAAAGAGGUGAAGAAGAAGAAGAAGAAUUAGCCGGAAGUGAUAGAAAUUCAUCGUUUGCUACCAGACGUAAAGCAAUGUUAUCCAAAGCGAGAAAACGUUUUAUGGCAAGAAUUAAUAAUUCUUAGUGAUUUGGUUUUCUGUUUAUUUAUCUUCUUCUUUGAUUUUCUGCACAUUUAUUGAUUUAUACAACUUAAAUAUGGCUUUUGUUUUGUCUUUUAUUUUCUCGUUAUACCAUUAUUAUCAUUAGUAUUAUGUCUUUAUUGUAUUGUUAUUCAUACUGAUUAGUUUCAUGUCGUCAACUUGAAAUGCCCCUUUAUCAAAUUAUUUUUUUUUCCUUUUUCUUUUGCAUACAAAUCAUUUUCAGUUUAACCAAGUUGCCUUUGUUAUUUUCUUUUGCACACAUUGUUCAUAGUGUAAAAAUUCCAAAUAGUGUUUUAAUAUUAUUCUAAUACUUGUGUGUGUGUGUGUGUUUGUAUAUCAUCAGCUUAUGCGUACUAGCAAUGUGGAUUGCAUGGAUAUAUUCACUUGUGUCAAAUGUGUUCAUCUACUCAGUAGUUUGAUCAAUGUAUAAAUCAAACAAACUUGCAUGACUAAGAUUAUUACCACAUUAUUAUUAUUAUUGUUGUUUUGGAGAAUUGGAAUUUUCAUGUUACUCCAAAGAUUAUUAGACCAAGGUAUAUUAUUUGUUGUAUAUUUCAAUUCUUAAUAAUUUUUUUUUUGGUUGAAAAAUGAUAAUAGCUUGUUUCUUGCUUAUUUGUUGAGGGUUUUUUAUUAUUAUUUUGGUCACCACACUAUGUAUGGUCUAGUUGCUUUUAAUUCCCUGUAACAAUGCGUGCAACGUUUUGUGUGAUGAAAAGAUUAUUUAGCCAAUUGUUCAUUUUUGCAUACUAUCACAAUAAAAAUUACUGUUAUUAUUUAUUAUUCGUUGAACUAGCUUCCUCUAUCACUGACCACCGAGUUUUCAUUGAUCAAAAUGAAAACUAACAGCGUUUUUUUUAAUUAUAUUUACUUUCUGGAUAUGUAAAUCCAUGAUAGAAAUAGUGUAUUGUAAUUCUUGACAAGAAUAUAAAUUGUUUCUUUUUUCACAUCUAAAUUUAUUCAUUCUACAAUGUGCUUAACUAGAUAGAUGUAGAAUAAGGAUUUCUUUUUUGUUUUAUGGGAAAUGGAAUUUUCUUGUUAAUGAUAAACCAUAAUUAUAAACCAAUCAUUCUGAUCACAUUUCCAUCACUAUCAGCGUCGUUUACACAAUGAAUACCAUUUGAAAUCAACAACAAAACGAUGGUUUCGCUUUACACCUCAUGUAUAUCUGGUCGAUUAUAAGAUAUAUUAUUUCAAUGUCAUAAUUACAAACACUGAUUAUAUACAAUAUAUAUUUCAACUGGAU